AUCCGCGAGCUCGAAGGAAAAACCACAGUACUUCCGCAACGUCACUAAUGACACGUAUUCAAAAUGGCGGCCGCGGCUAUGGAGACGUGGUGGGCCUUGCUGCUGUUGUCCUCGUUGCCUCUUGUCCGGCCCUUCUAUGUUCCCGGGGUCGCUCCCCGGGACUUCCACGAAGGUGACACAGUAGAUCUUAAGGCAGUGAAGCUGACCAGCUCCCGCACCCAGCUUCCUUAUGAAUACUACUCCCUGCCUUUCUGUAAGCCGGAGUCUGUUUUCUACAAGGGAGAGAACCUGGGUGAGGUAUUGCGUGGGGACCGUAUUGUGAAUACACUCUACAAUGUAGAGAUGAACAAGGAUAAGAAAUGUGAGAUGGUAUGCAACAAGAAAAAGCUCAGCAUAGAAGAGAGCAAGCUGGUUGCUGAGCGGAUCCAGGAGGAGUAUUAUGUUCACCUUAUUGCAGAUAACCUGCCAGUUGCCACCAGGUUGGAGUUUUACCCCAACAGAGAGGCACCAGGGGAGGAGGACCAGAAGAAGGACGUGGUGAAAGAUAUCCAGUUUGAACAUGGCUACAGACUGGGCUUUGUCAACGACAACAAGUUUUAUCUGCACAACCAUCUGUCCUUCAUCCUGUACUACCACAGAGAGAAGCUGGAGGAAGUGGAAGUUCACAAUUACAGGGUGGUGCGAUUUGAGGUCGUGCCCCAAAGUGUAAAAGUAGAUGAUCUGAAGGCUGAGGAAAGUAAGAGGACUUGCACCUUGCCCGAGGCCAGUGGCUCUUCGCCACAGGAGAUUGACCCGACCAAAGAGAACGAGGUCCUCUUCACCUACUCUGUCCACUGGGAGGAGAGCGAGGUGAAGUGGGCAUCUCGAUGGGACACAUACCUGACCAUGAGCGAUGUCCAAAUUCACUGGUUCUCCAUUGUCAACUCUGUGGUGGUCGUCUUCUUCCUGUCUGGUAUUCUGAGUAUGAUCAUUAUCAGGACCUUGAGAAAGGACAUUGCUAACUACAACAGAGAGGAUGACAUCGAGGACACCAUGGAGGAGUCAGGAUGGAAGAAUGUCCACGGUGAUGUCUUCAGGCCGCCUCAAUAUCCCAUGAUCCUCAGCUCUCUGCUGGGCUCAGGGAUCCAGCUCUUUUGCAUGAUCCUCAUCGUCAUCUUUGUUGCCAUGUUGGGCAUGCUGUCUCCAUCCAGUAGAGGAGCCUUGAUGACCACUGCCUGCUUCCUCUUCAUGUUCAUGGGUGUAUUUGGUGGCUACUUUGCUGGCAGACUGUACCGUACACUCAAGGGCCAUCGGUGGAGGAAAGGAGCAUUUUGUACAGCAACGUUGUAUCCUGCCGUUGUUUUUGGAAUCUGCUUCAUCCUCAACUGUUUCAUCUGGGGAGAACACUCCUCCGGGGCAGUUCCUUUCACCACCAUGCUGGCCCUGCUGUGUAUGUGGUUCGGUAUCUCCAUGCCCUUGGUCUACCUGGGCUACUACUUUGGCUUCCGCAAACAGCCGUAUGAUAACCCAGUACGCACCAACCAGAUCCCUCGGCAGGUCCCAGAGCAGCGCUGGUACAUGAACAAGUUUGUAGGAAUCCUGAUGGCCGGGAUCCUGCCAUUCGGUGCCAUGUUCAUCGAGCUCUUCUUCAUCUUCAGCGCCAUCUGGGAGAAUCAGUUCUAUUACCUCUUUGGCUUCCUGUUUCUGGUCUUCAUCAUCUUGGUGGUGUCCUGCUCUCAGAUCAGCAUUGUUAUGGUUUAUUUCCAGCUCUGUGCAGAGGACUACCGGUGGUGGUGGAGGACCUUUCUGGUUUCAGGAGGCUCGGCGUUCUACGUCCUCAUUUACGCCGUCUUCUACUUUGUCAACAAGUUGGACAUUGUGGAGUUCAUCCCCUCCCUCUUGUAUUUCGGCUACACGGCCCUGAUGGUUCUGUCGUUCUGGCUGCUCACGGGCACGAUCGGCUUCUACGCGGCCUACAUGUUCAUCAGGAAAAUCUAUGCUGCAGUCAAGAUCGACUGAGUCGUCACUGUUGCUGCUGUUGUCUUUAUUUUUUUUUUAUUUUUUGGGUUGGUUGUUACUUUUUUUUUUUUUUUUGUCCCAUUCAGUUUUUUUAAUGUAUAUAUUUUUUAAUUCUUCAUGUCAAACAAGCACUGACUUGUGUGUAGGGGAGAUCAAGAGGGGUUCUUUUUAUGGUGCAACAGCCCCACCCACUGGCCUCAUGGGAAAGAACAGCAGGAUGGCAGAGCUAAACCCGCUCUCUCUCUCUCUCGCUCUCUCUUUCGCUUUCGCUUCUAUCCUCCCUCCUUUUUCCAGGACAGAGACUCAGAGGGAAUUCUCCUCUGAUGGGACGGUGAACGUCUCCUGCUGUUUUCACCUUGCACACAACACAGUGGGCCAAAGCUUGUCCAACGACGGUUUCUGCACAUUUUUGUUUUUGUCUCCUCAUUUGUUAUGAGUCUUAACUUAUCCAGGUUUUUAUUUUCAUUUUGUCUGACCUAAUUUCUUUCGAUUAUCUUCUGCGAAGCUACUUCAUCUGAUUUUCUUACGUAAGUUUUGCCUUUCCUCUUUCCAACGUCUCUGUUUUUUUUUUUCAAAUGUCAAUUUCAGAGACUUUUUGAGAUCAGGGAAGGAUUGGGGGGAGUCUCAACUGUGGUUAUGGUGUUGACUUUGUUGUGUUGAACUGAUAAGGAUGGAUAUCAUGCUGGGCAGUUCUACAUUGUAACACAAGAAAGGAUCAAUUAAAUGUUGUGUUAUUUUUACUCUAGUUUCCAUGUCCUGGUGUGACCAUGUUAACCACAACUGUAAUCAAGAUAUUUCGCUUCUCCUUCCAAAAA
Messenger RNA from Perca fluviatilis (European perch), 2813 nucleotides. It is a transcript of the gene tm9sf4, whose product is annotated as transmembrane 9 superfamily protein member 4. Gene Ontology annotation, cellular component: membrane. The coding region runs from base 64 to 1998 and encodes 644 amino acids. The record is from RefSeq and is a predicted model, not a curated record. NCBI's taxonomy places the organism in Eukaryota, Metazoa, Chordata, Actinopteri, Perciformes, Percidae. The transcript is spliced from 18 exons. Gene Ontology annotation, biological process: protein localization to membrane.